Messenger RNA from Spodoptera littoralis (African cotton leafworm), 942 nucleotides. The record is from the annotation of a GenBank genome assembly. NCBI's taxonomy places the organism in Eukaryota, Metazoa, Arthropoda, Insecta, Lepidoptera, Noctuidae.
AUGGUGAGAGAUAAGUCCGUGCACUGUGACGGGAUCCCAGGAUACAACAUGUUGCGACUUAUUAUAUUAUUUGCUGUAUUCAGCUUGUCGAAAGCCAGCCCCGCUGUGACGAGGAGCAGGCAGGAAAUUGAAGCCUUCAAACAGUUUUUAGACGAAGUCCGUAGAGGCAAUGAAGAUGAAGCACAAUUCGAAGCAAAAAGGAAUGCAUUCCCCCUCGCGAAUGUUGAGGAGCUGAGCGGCAUGUACCAGGGUGACAUAGUUCUGGAUAAAGAAGAUUAUGAGUUGAUGGUAGAAGAGUAUGCUGCUGGUCGCAAUGCGUACACCUCACCGGACAUUUCCACCUGGCCCGAUGACACCGUUAUCUUCCAAUUCGGAGAAGGAGAAUUCAACGAUGAACAGAAGGAAGCUAUUUGGGAGGGCGUUAGAGAUAUCGAGGCUCAUACAUGUGUCAAAUUCAGAUAUAGGAAAGAAUGGGAUGAUGUUUAUGUGAAUCUUACUGGAAGACCAACGGGUUGCUCUGCCCACAUAGGUUACAGGCCUUCACGAGGAGCCCAUACAAUGAACUUGGCUCGCAAUGAAAUUGGAGUCGGUUGCUUUAGACAUGCUACUAUAGUGCAUGAGUUCAUGCAUAUCUUGGGAUUCCGUCAUAUGCAUUCCACUCAUGAUCGGGACGAUUAUGUCAGGAUUCAUGAAGAAAAUAUCAGGCCAGGCACUGAACACAAUUUCAACAAGCACGAUAUAUCAAGAGUGGACAAUUUGGGAAUUGAAUACGACUAUGUAAGCUGUCUGCACUACACUGCUUUUGCCUUUUCUGUCAACGGAGAGCCGACUAUAGAGGCACUGCAAAAACACGAAGGUCAAAUGGGACAACGUCUGUUCGUUACGGACAAAGACUGGCUUCGUAUCAACAGACAUUAUAACUGCCCAGGCGCAUGGGAUUAA